Cercocebus atys (sooty mangabey) is the source of this 1521-nucleotide messenger RNA. RefSeq names its product glutathione S-transferase mu 4 (gene GSTM4). Gene Ontology annotation, molecular function: glutathione transferase activity. The transcript is spliced from 7 exons. Gene Ontology annotation, biological process: glutathione metabolic process. Bases 315 to 1061 code for a protein of 248 amino acids. NCBI's taxonomy places the organism in Eukaryota, Metazoa, Chordata, Mammalia, Primates, Cercopithecidae. The record is from RefSeq and is a predicted model, not a curated record.
UGGCGAGGUCCAGCCCCGCCUAGGGCCUCCUGACGUUGCUCCCUGAACACUCGGAGGUGGCGGUGGAUCUUACUCCUUCCAGCCAGUGAGGAUCCAGCAAUCUUCUCCGUGCCUCCCCCCGCGCCUGUUGGUUGGAAGUGACAACCUUGAAGAUCGGCCGGUUGGAAGUGAAGACCUUGAAGAUCGGCGGGGCGCAGCGGGGCCGAGGGGGCGGGUCUGGCACUAGGUCCUGCCCCUGCACGCCAGGAACCGCAGAGGAAGUCGCAGUUCGGCCCAGCUGAGUCCUGUCUGCAGAAUCCACACCAACCAGCAUCAUGUCCAUGACACUGGGGUACUGGGACAUCCGCGGGCUGGCCCACGCCAUCCGCCUGCUCCUGGAAUACACAGACUCAAGCUAUGAGGAAAAGAAGUACACAAUGGGGCACGCUCCUGACUAUGACAGAAGCCAGUGGCUGAAUGAAAAAUUCAAGCUGGGCCUGGACUUUCCCAAUCUGCCCUACUUGAUUGAUGGGACUCACAAGAUCACCCAGAGCAACGCCAUCCUGCGCUACGUUGCCCGCAAGCACAACCUGUGUGGGGAGACAGAAGAGGAGAAGAUUCGUGUGGACAUUUUGGAGAACCAGGCUAUGGACGUCUCCAAUCAGCUGGCCAGAGUCUGCUACAGCCCUGAUUUUGAGAAACUGAAGCCAGAAUACUUGGAGGGACUUCCUACAAUGAUGCAGCACUUCUCACAGUUCCUGGGGAAGAGGCCAUGGUUUGUUGGAGACAAGGUAAUGGGGGCAUGUGAUGGGGACACUAGAGAUUUGUCAUACAUCCUAUGUUACGGAGGUUCCAGCCCACACAUUCUUGGCCUUCUGCAGAUCACCUUUGUAGAUUUCCUCGCCUAUGAUGUCCUUGACCUCCACCGUAUAUUUGAGCCGAAGUGCUUGGACGCCUUCCCAAAUCUGAAGGACUUCAUCUCCCGCUUUGAGGGCUUGGAGAAGAUCUCUGCCUACAUGAAGUCCAGCCGCUUCCUCCCAAAACCUCUGUACACAAGGGUGGCUGUCUGGGGCAACAAGUAAUGCCUUGGAGGCCAGGAGGUGGGAGUGAGGAGCCCAUACUCAGCCCUCUGCCCAGGCUGUGGAGUGAAGCUGGACUGUGCAUCCCAGCACCUGGCUCCUUGUCCUUUUCUCCUGUUUAUUCCCAUCUUUACCCCCAAGACUUUAUUGGACUUCCUCACUUCCCCUAAACCCCUGUCCUAUGCAGGCCCUUUAAAGCCUCAGCUACCCACUUUCCUUCAUGAACAUCCCCCUCCCAACAUUACCCUUCCCUGCACUAAAGCCAGCCUGACCUUCCUUCCUGUUAGUGGUUGUGUCUGCUUUGAGGGGCCUGCCUAGCCCCUCGCCUGUGGAGCUCAGCCCCGAGCUGUCCCCGUGCUGCAUGAAAGAGCAGCAUUGACUGGUUUACAGGCCCUGCUCCUGCAGCAUAGCCCCUGCCUUAGGCCUACCUGAUCAAAAUAAAGCCUCAACCACACUUGCUAUA